This is a messenger RNA of Symbiodinium sp. CCMP2456, 576 nucleotides long. The record is from the annotation of a GenBank genome assembly. NCBI's taxonomy places the organism in Eukaryota, Dinophyceae, Suessiales, Symbiodiniaceae.
GCCAACGGACUCGCGGAGGCUCCAAAGGAGGAGGGCCGAAGUGAGAGCAAGGCGGUCCCAGCAGAUCCGGUGGCUGAAGAACCAGGUUGGCCGGAGAAGGAGGGCCCUAUCGAAUCCUUGGCGCAGCGCGCCGCGGCCGCCGUGGCUGAGGAGCGCGAGCCCGCGCCAGAGCCGAUGUCAGAAGGCAAACCCAAGGCCUAUCCAGAAUCACCUCGGAACUACGUGGCUGCCACGAUCAUCGGCGGAGACUCCGAUGGGGAUGGUGCCAUCGUUUGGCCUGGGGCAUCGCGACUGGAAGAGGAGCACAAGCCAGAAGCCCACUCUAUUGGCACGCCGGAAUCACCGCCGCCGAAGAUCCCGCAGGAAGGGUUUCCGCCGGCACCCGUCUCUGAAGCAGUUGCCGCGCUCCACGCGGCGACCACAUGGCCCCUCCCGGCGGACCUCCCGCUGCUGCAGAACGAGGCCGGCUCGGUUGUGGCGCCUCAGACGUGGCGCUUUGUCCCACCGCCUCCGGACCAAGCACCUAAGCCUCCGGUCUCGCCGCCCAAGCAGCCGUCUACCAGCUCUUGGAACGAG